UAAUUUUUGAAGCUCUUCGGUCACCAAAGUAUUUACAAUUAGAAUUAUAUUUUUUCUGUUCUUUGACUAAAAUUCAUCACGUUACUGAGAAAUGAUGAAACUUCUUUGGACGGCUCAACACCAGAGAGUUUUAAGAAUCAUCGAACGUGUUAUAAAAUCAACGCUACAUGAUCAGGGCGGCCUGAUCGUGAAUUUCUCAUCCUUGAAUGAGCUCUGAUCACCACUCGUGUUGUCAAAAUUUGAUUCGACGUGGAGUUUCACGGACAGCAUUCCUAGAUGCUGAUACCGGUCGACAUAUGAAGAGAAAAUAAAUUUUUUUUUAAAUCUCCGCAUCUGAAUAUUCCUGGUUUUACUCCACUAUGUCGCAACAAAAGACGAUCAUAAGCGAGAUGGAGGUUGUUCAGGAAGCGUUAGAAGCCUCGCUACAUAAGGUUGAGCUGAUUGAGAGAAAACUAAGAACAAAAUUGCUGACUAUUGAAAAUCGGAACAGGCUAGAGAGGGAAUUAGAGGAAGUUAAGGAUGUACUCGAGGCCAAUCAGAAAGCGCUGAAGGACCUGAGGCAUGAAAAUACAAGGUCUUUCAUGAUCGCAGCAAGCUUUGUGUUCGCUUGCUUCUUGCUUUUCGGACUGUAUUCGAUGAUAUAUGGGGGCAUAUAAAAAAAUAUUGGAAAAAUUUUGGCCGAUUGACCAAGACUGGAUCGAAAAUGAAAUUUUGUUAUGAACAUAAUUUAAAACGAGAGAAGUAAAGUAAUGCUGCUAGAAGACAUUGUCGUAUCUAUUAGAAGAAACAGUAUUACAGAAAGGGAAAUUUGAUACUUUUUUACAACUUUAUUAUUACAUGUAUUUUAAGUUUUACAGGGCAAUCUACACGGUCAUUUAUUCGUUGCUGAACACGAGACCCCAGUGAGAGAAGGCUGCUUUUGCGGGUGCCAGGUGGAAUGGUGGUAUCAGUCGUAUUAGUAUUCAGCAACAAAUAAAUGGUCCUGUCUGUAAUGUCAUACCGAAUAAUGUAAAAUAAAUGAUUCCAAGCUUAUGUAGUAUAUUGUACAAAAGUCCGUAUUUAUUUUAGUGGCGGGAAAAAGGAAUAGUGAUCAAUUCUGGAUCCAUACAGAAAACAUAAGCUGAACUUCGCACAUAUAAUCACAGAGUUGACAAUAAAAUGAAUAUUUGUA
This is a messenger RNA of Neodiprion fabricii, 1171 nucleotides long. RefSeq lists its product as uncharacterized. Lineage: Eukaryota; Metazoa; Arthropoda; Insecta; Hymenoptera; Diprionidae. The record is from RefSeq and is a predicted model, not a curated record. Bases 360 to 656 code for a protein of 98 amino acids. The transcript has 3 exons.